CAAAAGUUUAGUUUUCAGGCAAAUGACGUGAACAGUUUCAGUGGUUAGCGUCACUUCCGGCCCAUCUCACGUGCACACAAACAAACAGAAACUCAGGGAGAGUGGAAGUUUAGAAAACUCCCAAAGCAGAAGUGGGCACCGCAUUUAAAUUUCAAAUCAUGUCACGUAUAUCAACAAAUCCCAAAUCAACUUUCGAUUUAAACGUUAAAACAAUUUUCGUAUUUAAACAUUCGUAUCUGUUCCGAUUCAAGUAGAGCAUUUCCCCCUGCUUGUGAAAGCUGACCCGAGAUCAGCGCUAAACGCUUGAAUGGAAACCUUAUGACAACAAGGAAACUGUAGUGGCACACUUUAGUUCCUGCUAUUUUAAACCUCAACACGACAUUCCACAAUGUUUAAUGUCUAUAUUGUUACAUUGUGCGUAUUAUUAACUAUUUGUUCUGCAAAUGACACCACAAAGAAAUACUCAAAACCGGUGCGUUUGUUUACUGAGGAGGAGUUGAAAAAAUACGAUGGGAGUGAGGACAAAAAACCAAUUUACAUGGCAAUUAAAGGAGUGGUAUUUGACGUCACAACUGGAAAAGAGUUUUAUGGCAAAGGUGCCGGUUAUAAUGCCCUAGUGGGUAAGGACUCAACCAGAGCUGUGGCCAAAAUGUCUCUUGACCCAGCGGAUCUCACACAUGACACUACGGGCCUUACAGAGGAACAGCUACAGUCCCUUGAGCGGAUAUUUACAGGCACAUACAAAGCAAAGUACCCAAUUGUGGGAUACACCAGCAGGCGCCUUCUCAAUGAAGAUGGUAGCCCCAAUAAAGACUUCAAACCUGAAGACCAACCAAAUUUCAGUGUUAAAGAUGAAUUUUGAUACACAGAGAAAUUGUCUCAUAUAAGAGCAAUCUAACAAUCUUAUUUAGCUCUGACCUCACUACAUAACCUAGUUGAACUUGUUUAUGACUCCUCCCUGUACUCUAGAGUGGGCAGGUGUUGAUUUGGUGAUCUUUGGUGGUCUUUUAGCCCACAACCUAGAAAACACUAUGAUGCAUUGAGCCCACGUGGGUUUUUCCCUGGUGGGCUGCACUGAAGGUCAUUCAAAUGAGGCCACCUACAGGUGUGAUUUACUGUAUACAGUAAAAUAUAAAAAUUCGACUGUUUUUACACCUUAUAUGUAAUUGUAAAUCAUUAAUUGUGUGAUGGUGUUUAGAAUCGUGUCUAUACUAUUCAUUAUAUAGGUUUUUUUACUAGUACUCAAGGGGAAAGUUUGGUGAUUCACACUUCAGUUAGAAAUUGAAAUUGCUCUGUGGUGAAGGGGUUUCAUACUAUAAAUUAAAAAGUUGUUGUCAAUCCAUAACAACAUUCUGACUCAAGCAUCAUUAUCAGUCACGGUGUUUGUGUCUAAUUUUCAAGCGAUGUCUCAAAUGACCAGAAAUGGUUCAUUUUAAUCUGUUAAUGAUAUGUUUGUUACUGCAACUGAUUCAUUAUCUAUCAUGUUACUGUCAUCCACUGUCUGAAUGAAAUGUUGUUUAGAAACUUGCAAACAAGUUCACGUCCAAAGACUUGAUAUGGGUUAGAUUGAACUUGGUACUGAUUUAAGAAUACGUGUUAAAAAAUAAAUGGCCGACCUGA
Messenger RNA from Misgurnus anguillicaudatus (oriental weatherfish), 1620 nucleotides. Its product is annotated as neudesin. Gene Ontology annotation, cellular component: endomembrane system; endoplasmic reticulum; membrane. NCBI's taxonomy places the organism in Eukaryota, Metazoa, Chordata, Actinopteri, Cypriniformes, Cobitidae. The record is from RefSeq and is a predicted model, not a curated record.